Messenger RNA from Ailuropoda melanoleuca (giant panda), 17196 nucleotides. It is a transcript of the gene IQUB, whose product is annotated as IQ motif and ubiquitin domain containing. The transcript is spliced from 13 exons. Gene Ontology annotation, cellular component: acrosomal vesicle; motile cilium. Gene Ontology annotation, molecular function: protein binding. Lineage: Eukaryota; Metazoa; Chordata; Mammalia; Carnivora; Ursidae. The record is from RefSeq and is a predicted model, not a curated record. Gene Ontology annotation, biological process: cilium assembly; flagellated sperm motility. The coding region runs from base 6616 to 9024 and encodes 802 amino acids.
AGCAGGCUCAUAGCGGAGGAGCCUGAUGUGGGGCUCGAUCCCAUAACGCCGGGAUCACGCCCUGAGCCGAAGGCAGACGCUUAGCUGCUGUGCCACCCAGGCGCCCCGAAAGAAAAAAAUUUCUUAUAGUGAUAUUUGGAAAAACUUUUCCGUUUGUCUUAUUUAAAGAAGUUAGCUUUCUGUUCUUUAGCUUUUAGUUUUCUUGAUCAACCAAAGCACAUCAGGAUAGAGAUAGAAUAUAUGUAAAAGGAGAGACAUCAAGAGUUCCUAAAGUUUAUCUGACUGACCUACAGAUAGGCUUAUAUUUAGAACAUCUUAGUCGUACAUAGGUUGUAACUUCAAAGUGGAAUCACUAGGUAAGUUUUCACUAAGUUUGAGUGCAGUUGAGUAUCAAACCCAAGAUAAAUGCUAAUUCAAGGAAAGAAACAUUUGGCAUAAAUUACUUUUCAGGUGUCCUCACUCUUUCACCCUAGACCCUAUCUUUUCUUAAUACUUAAGUUUGGUAUUUUUUAUCUUUAAAGAUAGUACUUGUGUGUGUGUGUGUGUACACGUGUUUUUGUGUCUUUUGGUAUCCCUGUGGCAAAGCAGAAUCAUUCAGAAUUUUCAGAAUGAGAAAAUUGUAUUUUUUUCUGAUACAUUUCUCCCCUUACAGAGCUGUAAUUUGAAUGGUAAAUAAAUAUUGAAUGAAGUGGAUUGAGUUACUUUUCAGCAGUCAGAAUGCAAGAGAAGGCUUCUGUGGGGGAAGUGGGAAAAUCUUUAGAGGGAGUCGGAAGUCCAGGGGUCUCAUCCCAUGGUUCAAGUGCCAUCAAGAACUCAAGUGGAGGCAAGGUGUCAGCCUCUCAGAUUGACCUAUUUCCUUCUUUGUAAAAAAAGUAGAACUUACAAUUUAUAACCUCCUUUUCAGUUCUAAAUAUUUGCUUUAAAUAUAUAUAUAAAAUCUUUAAAAUAUGUAUAUAUGUUUAUAGAUAUAAAAAAAAUACAUGAUCCUAAGGCAUAUUUGAAUAGAUAAGUUCAAGCAAAUUUCCUAACCAUUUUUUUCAGGUCCUUUGAGCACAUGAAAACAGAAAGAUGGCUUGAUGUGUCUAUCAGAGUUUUUAGCUUCACCUCCUCCGAUUCUUAGGUGUCAUAUAUUUCACCAACAGGGCUCCUGUAACUUAAUAAAAAGGGGACCAUAUUGAUCUUUGCAUUAGAAAUGCUAGUGGUAGAAUAGUAAUAGUAUAGUAAUAAUAUAAUAAUAAUAGCUAAUAUUUAUUAAUGUUUGCCUGAUACUAUUCUAACUGCUUGACUAAUUUCACUCUUAAAUCUGUACUACAACUCUUAAAAGUGUGAUCAUGCAAAUGAUCUCCAUUUCUCCAGAUAAGGAAACCGGAAUUCAGUGUGAGUAGUGCUCUCCUGCAGUUGUAGACCUCUGUAGGCAACAUGGGCACCUUGGAAAAACAGGCAAAGAGGUGGUGUAAUAAUAACCAAGGUUGCAUAGCUAGUAAGAUGUGGAGCUAAAUUUUCGACCUGGACAGUCUUGCUCCAGAACUCAUGUUCCUAACCAUUAUAUUAUUUUUUAUGAAUACUCUUGGGUUGCUGUCACUCCUGCCUGUACCAUAUGGACUGUACCAAAAGAACCUAUUUCCUGCUUUCUUGAUUUGUUUUGUCAAAAUGACUGUAAAGAACAAAUAGGAACAGAGGUGGUAAACUGGAUUUCAUUUUGUGUAAAAAUCUUCAUAUGGAUUAUAGGUAGAUAAUGUAAAUGGGGUGGGUAUUUAAAAGGCAUUGCUGUGUAUUUAAAAGGCAUCCAUGUUUUUACAUUUAUUAACUGCCAUUCCAACUGCCCAUACAACCUUACACUUGAUGGUUUUUACUCCUUCAAAUGUUUUCUGGUUGCUUCCUAUAACUUCCAGAUUAGGCUUUCCUAAUCACUUUACAAAUGAUUCUUCCAUUUAAAGAUCUUCAGUGUUGCUGAGUGGCUUCUAGACUAAUUUGAGUAAUUUUCACAAUGGCCCAUUUCAAUUCCUCCUAGGCUUCUCAUGUUUCAUUCAGAUUAAUCAUACACCAGACACUUCAAAAGAGAAAGAAGCUAAUCAGUUUGAGCUUUGCAAACAAGAAGAUGGCAGCAACGUUGAUGCUCCCUUUCUUCUAUCUGUGAACUGAGUGCAGAAUGUUCAAAUUUAUCCCAUUCUUUCCUUUGGGAUGGAAAUGAUGUGUAUCUAGGUUGAUCAUAUAAUUUUUAAUUCAACCUGUAUUGAUUUUGAGAGAAAAAGGAAGUAUUAAUUUCAUAAGGAUAACAGCUAUAAACUAUGACUGUCAUGGGCAAACAGGGUAUGUGGCACCCACUGGAGUAAGGCUCAGCGUUGAGGGCUGCCAUUGUUUCUACACCAGAAGUUAGAGAAGGUAGAAGGGAUAUGAUGUCGGCAGUGGCAGCCAUUGGGAGCCACCAAGCCUCGGGUUUCAUAGUGUCCCUUCAUUCUCCAUUACUCUACUCUCUGCCCCUCCUUCCCUCCCCUCCCCCAGAUUCCCCUCAGAAUUGGGGGAUGGAAGAAAAGGAACUUAUCUUUGUUGUUUCCUUUUCUAAUCUUAAAGUGCAGUUAGAGUAGUGAAGCUAAUUGAGCUUUUUCCUGCUAUUGUUAUAAUGCAGAUUAUUUAUUCUUAAAGAUUUUAUUUAUUUAUUUACUUGACAGAUCACAAGUAGCAGAGGGAGAGGCAGAGGGAGAAACAGGCUCGCCAUUGAGCGGAGAGGUCUAUGCGGGGCUCCAUCCCAGGACCCAGGGAUCGUGACUGGAGCCAAAGGCAGAUGCCCAACGGACUGAGCCACCCAGGUGCCCCUGCAAAGCAGAUUUAUUUUUAAGCACAACAAUGAGAAUUAGGAUACUAGAUAAAAGUGAGAGCAGUCUUUCAUAGCUGACUGGGACCUACUACAAUGGGGAGGCUUGCUGUGUUGCCUUCAAAAGUUAAGUCUUCACCUGAUGCUUUAGCAGGCUUUUCAAACAGAUUCCCUUUGGGCCACUUGUUACAAUUCCUUCUGACUGCCAAGAUGGUAUUCCAGAUAGUCUGUGUUCUGCUCAUCCAGGAACUCUCCCAGGAAGUCUAAGAGAUCAGUUUCAUUGUUCUCAGGAGCCAAAAUCUUCAGGUCUUGCAGGACCUUGCUUCACAUGUGCUCAACUACAGAGCAGACUUUAGAGUUCGUAUGCCACUUCUCUGUUAUCUACAUCAGGCCUCAAUCACUGGAAGACAGAUUCUACACCCUCAUGUUUUCUGUCAAAGGGAGGAAAUCAGUGUUCUAAGAAAACUCCCAUAUCUUGGCUAAUACCAGCUUUUUCUUUUUCCUCCCAGGCUCCAUGGUUACAUAAACAAAUAGAAGUUAAACCAAUGCAAGUGUGUAGGAUAAAGUAGCAAAUCGAGGAACAUACUAUGAAUAUUUUCCAUCUGAGGGUAGAAUUUCCUUUAAAACUCAGUACUUAAUGGGAUUGCAGCCUAUGCUACAGUAAUAGUAAUACUAAGGUUUUGAGGAAAAAAGUAAAUGACAAGAUAGAAGUUUGGCUAACGGGGAUGAAGAGGUUUAUUUUUAAUAGAAUUCAUAAGAAAUCAAAAUGGGAAUGUGAUUUGAAUUAUUGAUGGGGACUGGAGAAAUUUAUUUAAAAGUAUUUAGAGGGAAAAAGCCAAAACUCUAGUUAGUGAAGGAAAGUAGUGAGAAAAAUAGUGAAUUAGAAUAGGCUACCCCUAAAUCCUAAUGUCUUAACACAACAGAAGUUUGUUUCUUAUUCAUAGUACAUGUCUAAUGAGGGUUGACAGUUCUCAAAAGAGACACAUAUGGGAUCUGGGCUGAGGAUGAUUCCAUUUCAACACAUGCUUCCAGAACCAUAGGGCAGGGGAAAGGGAACAAUACCAAUCACACAGAGAAACAAGAAAAUAAAAAUAUUUUUGAAUAUGCUAUAAAACUCAUAAAUUUAGCUUGCCAUUCAUUGCUAAUAAUGAGUUUUCAAAGUGAUUUUUAAAUUAGUAGCUAAUUUUUUGUAGUGCGCGUAAAUGGAAUUUAUGGUGGGUUAGCUUCUUUCUGUAUGUGACUAAAUGAAAAGCAUUGCAGAGGUUCUUUUUUGGGAUUUCUCAUAAUUUUCUAAUAUUAUGUGGUUUUUUUUCAGGUGAACAAUUUAGGCAUUUCUAAAGGUAAACAUUACUGUUUUAUGACAGAGUAUUUCAUGUUACUCUCUUUUUCUAUAACUGGGUAAAACCCAACUUUUUUGAUAACUCAUUUGGAAGCAAAAUCUGACCUGAAUUGACAUAAAGCUUUUUGUGGUCUUUAUUUCACUUUAAUAUGAAUAUGAAUAUAUUUUUGCCACAGAAUUCUUAAUGUAUUUGAUUCUGGACAACUUCCCCAGACCUACUCACAAUGUUACAGAAUACACAGUAUAUGCCCAUAUUACCUUUCAAAAAUCUGAAAAAUCUAAAUUAAUUCAAACAUAUCUAAGGUUUCAGAAAAGGACUAUGGAUCUGUAUUUAUAUAGUCUUUUAACAAGCUCAUAGAGGUAUGAUCCAAAUUUAAUCCAAAAGCAUAAUUUUCAGGUUUUCUAAACUUCUCUAAUAUUUUCUCUAAUUCAUUUAUAUCAAAAUACAUUUUAACUUGGAGUAACAUUGGGAAAUAUUUUGAGAUGCUUGAUUUCAUAAAGCCACUAGGUGGCAACUUUGUAGAAAUAAAAGCACAUUAAAAGAAAUAUUUAUUGUAUAAAUACUGAGAUUAAAUAAAGGUAGAUGUUUCAUGAGAAAGAUAAGUCAUUUUGGGCAAUAAAUCAUGGGAAAAUGCAUGAGUUUAUUGUGAAAAGUAAAAUAUAAAAUGAAAUUUAAAAAUUAUGUUUCUACUUUCAGAAUUGAGAGUCUUUUUCCUAUUGGUUAUUUUCAGUUUGCAUUCACAUUUAUUUUGUAUAACCAAACAAUUAUAUAUUUGUGGUAUAUAUAUGUGUGUGCGUUUAUAUAUAUGUGUGUGUGAUUUUGAUAUGUCGUAACCAUUUCCACCUGCAGACACUAUCUCAGAAGCCUACCAAUUAAGUUAGGCUCAUAUUGUAAGACUGAGUUGUAUAAGAUCAUCUCCACAGCCAAGUACAAAUAAAAUAUGAACAUAUAGUGACUAUCAAGUCACAUUUCACACUGUGAAGUACUUAAAGUUCUCUACCACCAGGUUUUCUUCCCUCCAUCUCCUGCCUCUGUGCUUAAACCCAGUUUUUUCAUAAUGUCCCUAACAUUGAGGACAGCAAAUGAUACAUCCAAAGAGGAGACCCAGAAAGGUGAAUGUUUAAAAGCAAUGAAAUCCUCAUUACUAAUAAAAUUUAAGAUACAUUAUGAUUUACCUGGUUUACCCAUGAAGGACUAACCCUAGUAGUAACAUGAAUGCUUUCCCCUCUUUUCUCUGUUCUUUAUGCAUGGUGGAUUCAUAAGUGAUUUAAACUCAUCUGCUUUUAUUUAAAACUAUUAUUAAAGCCUGUUAUAUUUGAGAAUGUAAUGCAUAUUUUAUAUUGUUCUGGUGAGAAAUAAAAUGGGAUAAAGACAUUGGGAAAAAUGGAAUUGGACAUUAGGAAGUUAUUGGAGAGAUGAGAAUGCAGUUUCAGCAGAAUGCUAUAAAGGAAUGAAGGCACUGAACAUUAUGAAGGAAGAAUGGACUUGUACUAUAGACAACAAAAAUUUUAAUUUAAUCACUUAGUUUUACAUGCUUUCUAAAUAUCAAAGGGUAUUAAAUCCAAAAGCAUAAAAUUGUGGUUUAAAAUCCAGGCUCUGGAAUCAGGCUCUCCCACUAAACCUCUCUGAGCCUGUUUCCUCAUUGGUAAAAUGAGGGUAAUCACAGUUCCUCAAUAAAAUCCGUGUCAGGAUUAAAUUAGAAAUACAUGUGAAGUGCUUAGUAACAAACAAUACUUAAUAUUGGCUAUUAUUAUGAAGCCACAUGAUAGUUAUCACUACAUUUGCAAUAGGAACAUAAUUGAUCUUUUCCCCCGAUAACACGUGCUUCUUUAAAAACCUUAAAUAAUUUUGUGAUAGAAAAACUCCAUUAUAAUUCCGUGAUGAACAUAAGUAUUGCUUCUCCUGACUUAAAAGAGGGGAUAGCUCCUGUCUCCCUUGUUUCUUUGGAAGCUAAGAGCCAAGUUCUAAUUUUAAUAAACGUAAGUAGACACUCACUGUGUACAACUGUGUCCUGUCAAGGUCUUCACUCUCACUUUUCAUUUACAUUUUCGCCAAAACCAUUUUUUAUAUCUAUAAACCAAAUUGCUGUCAGCGUUUGGUUCGAAGAGCUCUGCCCUUUGACAAGUGUAAGAGGGAGUUUGGAAAGUAGCGUCCCACUCUGGGAUCUAGGUAACCUGAACGAAACAGCCCUCCCCGCCACCUUCCUCCCGCUCCUCGCGUUGCCUCACUGCUCCUCCCGCCUCAAGCCCCUCCUGGCCCCGCCCCUCCCCUUCCUGGCGUUUCUUCCCAGCGCGAGCACCGCCUCUUCUCGCGGGACCGGAGCCCGGCGGGAGGAGGUGGCGGCCGGGCCGUUGCUAGGUUAUGGCGGGCAACAAAGCAUACGGCGGGCGCGGACGCUGCUUCCUCGGAGCGCUUCCUGAGAAACCUCUGCGACCCGAGUAGCUGCGUUUCUCAGUCAGGAAAAUGUCUGAUCAGGAAGAAGAAUUUGAUGCUCAGAAUGUUGUUAAAGCAUCAGAAGAAAAUGAAGAUGCUUUUGAGAUUAUCAGUAUUCCAGUUCCCUCAGAAGAGUUUUCAGAGUCAGAUCAAACAGAAGAUAAUGAAUCUAAAGUUGAACCAUCCAGUGAGGACUAUACCACACAUGUUAAGGAGGAAAGUUACCAGAGCUUGUCAAACGUGGAACCGGAAGAUGAAGAACAUCUCAUGGAAGAAGCUUUGUUGCCCAAACAAGCUUCAUAUUCUCCAAGAAAUUCUACAGAGCAUGAUCUAACUAAAUAUGAGAAUGCAGUGCAGCCUGCCAAACGGUAUUCCAAUGCUGGAUCACUGGCAUUUCUGGAUAAGAUAAAGGCUAUAAAGGAAUCUCUGAAAGCAUCAGUGAAAGAUCCUUUAGCAACAGUGAAAGUUGUACUUUUUCCUGUGGGCCAGGAAAUUAUAAUGCCUUUUAAAAUAGACACCAUUGUAAAAUACCUCAAGGACCAUUUUUCAUACCUACUAAAGAUCCCAUCUAAUAUAUUGCAGAUAAGAUAUUCAGGAAUGAUUCUUAAAAAUAAUGAUACUCUACUGCAACAUGGAGUUAAGCCACAGGAUAUUAUACAAGUGGAAAUCUUUUCUACAGAUCCAGAUCUAUUUCCAAUCAAAAGAAUACAUGGAUUAAAUGAUGCCUCUCAAAUUAUAACUGUCAGAGUACAAACUGGCAUUACUGAGUACCAGGAGGUAGCUGUUGAGAUUAUAAAAUCUGACUUUCACAAACCAUUUCUUGGUGGAUUCAGACAUAAAAUAACAGGAAUAGAAUAUCACAAUGCUGGAACACAAACUGUGCCUAAGAAGAUUCCCGAAAAAGACAAUGUAUUUUGUAGGGAUACCCAGACAGUUUUUGAGAGAAAAAAGCUACAACAGACUACAAAUACAACAUCCACACAGAUGACUAAAAUUGGUGUGUAUGUAUCAAAUAUGACUGAUAAAUUGGUAACACCAGGAAAAUAUUUUUCAGCAGCAGAAUACCAUGCUCGAAGAUUACAGGCGGUAAUAGUGCUACAGACUUACUAUAGACAAUGGCAUGCUAAAGUGGUGGUAGAGAAUUUAAAAACACAGAAAAUGUUAAGACUGAAGUGGGAAGCAGAGGAAGAACUAAGGAAGAUGCGAGAAAAAGAAGAAUGGGUCAAAUUGGACUAUUACCGGAGGCAUAACCCUAAAACAAAAGAAGAUUUUGAACUUCUUUAUAAUGCACUGGGACUCUGGCAGCAAGAAGAAUUUGCACGCAUUAACCAGUCUUUCACUGGAGCUGAAAGGAAAGCUGCUUUGUGUGAACUUCUGGAAAAAGAGACCCAGAUAAUUGCUUCCAUUGGGAGGCAUAGAUACAUUGCAUAUAUGGCAAACCGGGAAGAAUUGACGCAAGCUUUUUUGGAUAAGUGUUCAGCUCCAAAGGUAUGGAGAACAUUUAGUGGCAAAAUAAUUGAGAUGGAUACACAGUUCACCAUCAGAGCCAGAGAGCUGCAGAGCAUCUAUAAAUGCAUUAUGCUGAAAAACAUCUCUCAAGAUGAAAGGCUGGAUGUACUCCUAACGCUUAAACAUACUGUGAAGGAACAUGAAUGUAAACUGACUCAGGAAAUUCUAGAAUUGAUUGACAGAGAGGUGGACCUUAUGAUGAGAGGAGUCAAACAUCAUAAUCUUGAAGGACUCAGAAAAAGAAUUGCAACACUCUUUUUUCAUUACAUCAAAACACCUCUAUUUAAUCCAGAAGUUGCAAGACAUCUUAAGGUCCCUCAAGACCCAUUGAAGUUUUAUAAGAAGAUUUAUUUUUGCCACGGUUGCCAGCUCUAUUUGCCUUCCACAGAGUUUGCCGUCUCAUCCACCUCACACCGCAUAUACCGGUGUCGUCACUGUAUUAAUCUUGACAAUGAGACUCGACAACGAGAAUCAUUUUUGAAGUACAAAGGUUUACUUCAACGGCUCUACUAUUCAGAAGCGGAUUAUGAAGAUGAUUCCAAAAUUGCUUUCCUGAUGCAGCUCCAAGAUAUUCAGUACCUGGUAGAGAACAUCUGGGCAUCCCAGUCAGUGCUCAGUGCCUGGAAGGAUCUCAAUGAUCUGGUUAUGGUCAGGUGGGAUAAGUCCUUGGAAUGGUCCCCCUGGAACUGCAUUCUUCUUACCAAAGAUGAAGGCGUUGCUCAUCUCAAGCUAACAAGUAUUGAAGAGGGAUAUGAACCCUUGUUUAUUCACAAGAUCAAACACAAACAUAUCCUGGCUAAGAACUAUUUUUCUCAAAUUCCAGUGCUGGCUUCAUUUAUACUUGAUGAUGGUGAAAUAGAUGAGAUCAGAAAGAAAUAUCAUUCAGAAACAGCUCCUAAGAUUAUAGUGUCCCAGAGGCCUGGUCCCUAGAAGAUCCAGGAGUAUUUGAUGAUCAGUAUUUCCGUCCACUGAAAAUAGAGGAAUAGAGGAAAAUAGAAUUUUAUCUUUUUACAGAUUUUAAUUGUUUUUGUUCCUCAUAGUAUCAUAAGUUGUAUGAAGACAAAACAUCCCUAUAGAAAUGCUUUAUUAUUAGAUGUUUAGUGAAAAUCAAAAUACAGUUUUGUUCCUGAAAUUAAUAUUUUAAAAUAAAGAGAACAUUUUUAUUUUUCAUAUUUUCACAUUAAAAUUUUUAAGAAUUUCAAAUGCACUUAUGAAACCAACAAAUCAAUACUAGGGUUAACUUUCAACUCAAAUAAUUUAUUUUAGGUUAAAUGUAAUUGUAGAAUAGUCAGUAUAUCUUAAAAAUCUUUACAGGUAGGAUAAAAGAUGCUAUGUUAAUACAGCAAUUUGAAUCUUCACUUUCUGUUUUCUACUUUUACCUUCGAUCCGUCCUAAAAUCCCAGUAAAACAACUGGAAUUAUUUAUAAACAAACAAACAAAUGCAUUCCAUGCUUGAAAACAAGGUAAACAGUAGAACUAUCUUUUAUCCCAUGGGAGGAAAACUCCCUGUGGGGCAAUGAUGACAUUCUGGAGGAAGGAUGAACUUUGUUAAGUAAACUGUAACAGCUCCAUCCCCAAUAAGCCAAAGGAAUAACUGUGACCACAUGCAUGUCAGAGAACUACGGUGAUGAACAGGGUGUAUCAGUCUUAAUAGGAAAUUGAUGGCACACUCAAAAUAGGAAAAUUCAAGGAGGGUAUAUUUACAAAGGGACUUAUAAAGUGUGUGCAGUAUUUAGGAAAACUAAAGGAAUAGUGCAGGAACUCAGGGCCAAUAUGAGAUAAGCUGUCCUGACCCCUAGUCUUAAAUGAACGUGCAGAGGGAGAGGUCUGAGAAUGCUCAGUGUAAAGAUGAUAACUGAGAGGAUCAGAAACCAACUGUUAUGGGAUAGCCAACCCUAGGUGGUCUCAUGAACUGGAGAAAUAAGUACUCUAAUUUCACGCUUCUCCCUUCCUCCAGUCUUCUGCUUAUGUUUCCAUUGGUAGAACCCAGAAGGAAACCAGGAGAAAUAGAAUUCUGUUGGCAUAAUUCAUGCAGUUUCAGGGCAAAGAGUGGAGUAGGUAAUGGGGAUAGUGGAUCUGGAUGGCUACAUAGAAGAUAUCUUGCUAGAAAGAGAAUUUAAAGUGAAGCUCUAUAACUCAAGUAGCAGUAUUUCACACACACACACACACACACACACACACACACCCCAUAAUUAGAGAGAAAGAGAAUGGGGUGAGGGGAGAAUUUUUCUCCUAAUUCCAAUCAGUAGUUAAUGAGCUGUUCUCUUCACUUUAGUGCUCAGGGAAUUCAAGCUAAAUAUUAUUUGUUCUACAUAAAUAUUUGCCAAUAUUUCAGCAACAUAUUUUCUAGGACAUCUAAAAUUAUUUUUUCAUUUAGCAAAAGCAUGGCACAUGAUGAUUGUUUUUAAGGAAAUAAACAUCAAGGAGGGAAGUGCUAUAAAUGAUGUUAUUUUCAGGUUUCCAUGGACAAUUCAGACAUUACGGGAAAUUUCUAAGUGGUAAAAAUUACAGACGGGAUUAGAUUGGGGACCAUUCUGAUUGAUAAUAAGCAGGUAAUAAUUUAACUCAGACAACAGUAGGUUUACACUGGUGUAAAUGAUCAGAUUUUCACAAGACAGUAUAUGAGAAUGUCCCAUCUUAGAGAAGGAAGGGCUGGGGAGGCAAGCAUCAAGGGAGAAAUAUUCAGAUAGGGGCAAAUAAGGGUCUUUGGGAAUUCCACUAUUUACCCUAGGGAUGAAGCUACUGACUAGAUAGCAUUUGCUCCUAGUAUGAAGAUGUGUGGAAUACAGCCAAGAGGGAGAGAUCAGCUAGAGCGAGUGAAUUCAUACAGGGAAAGGGACAGUACCUACAGGGCUGUCAGAAUAACCACUAAGGGGGAAAAACAGCUCAACAACACACAGACUUUCCCCAAUAUUCUGCUAAACGCUUUUCAAUUCUUCUGGAACUAUAGUUUUCAAUUUAGACAGCUACCAGAAAAUCCAAAGCAGAAGAGACUAGAAGAGGUAUCUGGUUAGAGAGCCGUCAGUGGGGGAAAGUCAGGUUGCCACGCACUAAAAUCCUAACUCUAGCAUACUGGAAAGCAACAGCUCAUUGCAGUUGGUUCUCCUGCCUUCAUAGUAUCUGCAUUCCUCUAGUUUAUGACCUGAUGACGAUACUUCCCUUGGCCCACUAACAAAUGAAACUAUAGAAGGCGUUUCCUUCUUUCUCCUUAAUGAGGACUGUAUUAUACAGAUAGAUGGCUAAAUAAUAAAAUAGGACAAAAUUUUAUAUCUGCAAAUAAAUAAAAACAAGCUGAUGAAGAAUAGUCGCUAGAUAUAGAGAUAGAUAGAUAGAUAGAUAGAUAGAUAGAUAGAGAUAGAGAUAGAGAUUCAAAAAUCAGAAAGGGACCCUUCUGAGGAAUGAGAAUAAAUAUUCAUUUAUCAAAUCUCUUGAUUCAUGUUAAGGAUAUUUGAUAGCACUUUGCAUCCUUUGGGCAAAAAAAUGAUACUGGGAAAAAUCACUAUUACACAAGAUAAACAAUUGCUAAAUUACCAAAAACAACACAUAGAUGGCAAUGAACAGCAGAUUUGAUACUUUAAAGAUGAAUCUAAAAUAGAGAUUUGAUAGAUUAGCUCAAGAUAGUUCUCUAGAAUUUAGAGGAAAAGGACAAAGCAAUUAAGUAGAUAAGCAAAAAUAAUAAGUUUAAUAAUCUUGUUGUAUCUACACUAGAGAUAACAUGAGCCUAGAAUGGAAUAGAAAAGGAGAAACAAUUAGCAAAGAGAGAUUUAAAGCCCAUUUUCCUAAGCUAAAAAGACAUAUAACUUUAGCUGUGUAAAGAAUCUACCAAGUACUGGGAAAAUUAAUAUAGAGACACAGAGACUGAAGCUCAUGGUAUUUCUGAAUUUCAAGAAUAUUGGACAAAUUCUAUAAGCAUUCAAGUUAGAGGGGAAAAGUUAGCCACAAGAAAAUAAAAUCAAUAGCAACAUCAUAGAUUUCUCGUCUCCAACACUGAAUGCCAGCAGGGAGGAACAUUUCUAUUGAAGGAUUUUGAAUUUUGAGGGUAAAAAAAAUUAACCUAAGAAUUUUACUUUGGGGCAAAUAUUUGUGAAGACAGUAGAAAGGCAUUGUUGAGCAGAAAGCAUAUCAUGAAUCUCUGUGUACCCAUUCUGUACUCCAGCCAACCUUAAAACUGGGAGUAAGGGUUGGGCAUGGUAUCAUAAAUGAGAAAUGGCAGUGAGCACUACAACCCCAAGAUCCUUUCUAAAUGAUCAUUUGCCUGAUUAUGAAACAAUGUAAUGAACAAAAGUGAUUCCUCAAAUGAAAAUCUAUACUGAAAAAAAAAUCAAUCUACAAAAAUAAUACCCUGACUAUUCCAAUAAAAUGUCUCCUACAGGAGUGUUCAGAGGGAUGAAAGUGUUCCAGGUCUUUUUAAUGGGAGAAGGGUCAAUAGAUAGCUAGGAAAGUAGAUAUUCAAAUAUUUAGUUUAAAAUUUUAAAGGCAACUGCUAGCAGAAUGAGGGUGGAAUUAUAAAUAUUUCUAGAGAGAAAAAGGGAACAUCAACAUACUUGAGAACUAUUGUGAAAUAAGGGGUUUUGGGUUUGGUUUUCUAAGGUUAGCUGGAAGAAGUACAUAUAAGAAAAACUGGGUUAAAAAUAUCACAGUGCAUAAGUUCAGAUAGAUUAAAGUUCUUUAGUAUAAGUGUUAUCAUAUUGUAUUAAAAGAGUAAACUAAAUGCUGUGUACCAGAUAUAUACCCCUAGUGAAAUGACAUCAUAAAGGUUAAAAGUAAUGAUGUUUAGUAAAAUUGUAAUAGUUGUAUGUAAGUAGACAACAAAAAAUGUUGGCAAUAUUAAUUUUAAGGAUGAAACUAAGAAGAAAAACAGAGCAAAGGGAGUUACUUUAUAUUGAUAAAUUAUUAUUCACAAUAUAAAUGAAUAAUCAAUCUCUGUUAGAUACAAAAGUACAUUUUUAAAAAGUCACUUGAAAAACCAUUCUCCAUAGGCUUCUUGCACUUCUGCAUGUUUUUUGAGCAGAGAUAGUAACUUUUCUUCAGACUUAUUUUGAAGGAUGUUUGUAUAGCAAGCAGUCUUGGAAGAUAGGGAUAGUGUCUACUGUUCACUAUAAAAGAUUCAGAAUUUCUAAGCCCAGGAUUUCUACCCUGCGUAGGAACUCACUGUGUGUGCAUGUGUCAUCCGGACUUUGUAUCUCCCUGGGGGAAUUAGGGCAAAAUGCUGAUAUUCUGGCUGCUGCUAUUUCUGUGAACAAUAAAUUGUGCUUCAUCUCUGACCCUGGAGUCUCAUGUCUUCCCCUGUCAUCUACGAAAUUCUGGCAGGCAAAUUUGUUAGCUUGUAAUUGGGUAGCGUCUCAGACCCUCUGCAGUUCUUGACCCAGAUAACCUUAAAAAUGAAAAAAAAAAAAAAAAGAGAGAAGUGAGUCAAGAGGUAGAAAAUGUUUCUUUUCUCUUUCCAGGAGCACUGGGUGACUGAUUGCAAUUCUCCACUCUCUUGAAAUGAGGCGGGAUUAUGUAACAUGCUUUGCCCAAAGUGUAAUGCAAGUAAAAUUGUCUUGUGUCACAACUGAGCAUUGAAAGAACAAAGAAUUCUAAUUCUAUAGAUAUUCUUCUAAGGAAUAGAGAAAGAGUGAAUACUCCCCAACUCAUGAGGCCAACACAUCCUUGAUAUCAAAAUUUGACAAGGCUAGUACAAAAAAGAAAGUGAUAGGCCAAUUUCACAAUGAAUAUAGAUGCAAAAAUCCUAAACAAAAUAUUAGCAAAUAAAGGUUAAAAACACAUUAAAAGAUAAAAUAACAUGGCUUUUGCUGGAUAUUCUUCAUUUGCUUCUUCAGAUCUCCCUUCCGCCCUUCUCCUCUCUGCUUUGUGCCCUGAGAGGCUGCUCUUUCUGCACUGCAUCAAUGAGUGUGAUGUCCUCCAGUUGCAUUUGGUCAAUGGGAAGCAUCAACAGGACGUUUGAGGUCUGAAAGACAGAGUUUCGGUGUUUAUUCCCUUGGCUUCUCCUAUCUUUUUGAUCUGUUAUUGUCAGUGACUGCAUUUAUGUGCCUAAGACCAUAUCUCUGGUUUUAUAGUCAGCCCUUCUACUCUUUAGCUCUCUCUGAAUUCUGAGAUUCAUUCCUUCGUUUUAUUCCUUUAGAUUGUGGGUGAGUUGCUUUCUUUUGUAGCUAGCUUUCAGGUGCUUUAGUUUUUCAUUUUGAUUUCCUUAAACAGUGCCCUCUCCUUUAUAAACAACCCUUUUCUAAGUACUUCUCAAAUUAACCAGUUUGAGUGUGCCUGCUGGACCCUGUCAAAAACAGUAAUUGGUACUAGGAAUGAUCCCAGCAAACAGACUUUAAAAUGGAAUCUAGGCUUGGGCUGCUCACAUAUUUGAAGAACAUACGGAUAACCUCCUUGCCAGGGGGAAAUAGGACACUGGCGAUAUGCAGCAUGUGGUAGGAUCAUGAUUACUCAAAAUACCACAAGUGGUGGCAUAGAAUGGGGUGCAUGUGGAGGAUAAGCAUAGUGAAAUCAAAUGGCUGAGCCAAUUAGUCACUUUGAUGACAAAGAUUGUGCCAUACGAUGGUAUUUCUUACACCAGAAAGGGUUCAUAAUGAAAGGGAUAAAUUGAAAGCCUUGAAGGUCCAACACAAGGCCCAGAGAGAAAUUUAGAAAGCCUUUAUGACAACUCUACAGAAAAUUACUUAUCUCCUGUGUUUACAUGGCAGAUGUGGCUGAGGAUUAAGUCUAGAGCCCAGUAUAAGGCUUAUAGAGUUGUACUGUCAAUUAAGUGUGUACCCCAGCUAGAUCUCAUGCUAAGGUAAGGAUAGUGGUGAAAAAGAACAAACAAGGUAUGGUCUGGUAUGAGUUAGCCUAUAUACUGAAAGAGUUGUAGGAUUAUGUCAGUUUUUGUCAAGAGUCAGGGGAGCAUGUAUAAGAGUUUAUUCUAAGACUAUUAGACCGAAAAGGACAAAACAAAAGAUUGUAUCAAGCCAAAUUCAUGUACUUGCCUAGAAUUCAGGAUUUAAUGUGUUGGUUUGAGGCCCUGUGAAUUGCUGGAUGUGUAAACUAAAGCCUGGACUCAAAAGUGGCAUAUAUGAAUGAGCUCAAAAUGCAAGAACUGCCCUGGAAAACAUUACUCAGGAGAAGGGUUGUUAUGGAUCUAUUAUGUGUGACUUUCUCAGACACGUCUUAGACGUGUCAGUAGUCCACAAGAGGAUCUUCACCAAGGCACUAAGAAAUACAACCAUGAGUGGAUUACCAGAAUCUUUGAAAAGCUCUGUGGUAGCUGUUCCCUAUAGGCUGGAGAUGACAGUGGGCAUACUAAGCUGAUUUGAUGGGAACAAUGUGAUUCCCAAUGCUAAAAGCCAACUAGUGACGUUUAAUCAUCAGAGAAAAAGAGAACAGAGUUAUAAUAAAAGCCCUAGGAGCCGAGUGAUUUGACCCUGCAGUGAUUUAUAACAAUGAUUAAGAGAUAAUCAGAUCCAUGGGAAUGAAAUGGACAGCUGUAUUCAUUUCCUAGAGCUCCUAUAACAAAUUACAGCAAAUUAGGUGGCUUAAAACACCAAGGAUUUAUUUUCUCACAGUUCUGGAGGCAGAAGGCUGAAAUCAAGGUGUUGGCAGUGCCCCACUCCCUCUGGAUGCUAUGUGAGAGAAUCUUUUCUUGCCUCUCCCAGCUUCUGGUGGUCCCAGGAAUUUCUUGGCUUCUUUGACUGUAUUAUUCCAAUCUCUUCCCUUAUGGUCACACGUGGCCUCCUUCUUUUUAUGUGUCUGUCUUCUUUCUCUUAUGAGGAACUUAUCACUAGAUGAUUCACUAAGUGACUAUAUUACUUAAAAAUGACCAUAAUAAACUGUGUGCUAUCAGAUUCACCCAGUCAUAAAGUCAAAUGUACACAGCACCAUUCCAUUGUAAAGUGGAAAUUGUAUAUCCAAGAAUGCCGUUGCAGGUUUGGAAGUUACAAGUAAACCACAUGAAGGAGAUACUUCAGACUCCCAUAGCAUAUGCUCCUACUGCUUUCCCACCUACCCCUCAGCAAAGAACUAUGACUCAUGGAGAGUCCCCUGUGGUCACUUAAAUAAAAGAAAAGAACUGGUUUACAGAGGAUCUGUACACCAUAGUGUCAAUAGAUGGUCUGGUUUAGGAAAAGGUCCGAACAUACGCUUCCACUGUAUUACAGCUCCACUUUGGAAGGCCAUGGAAGACAUGGAUAAACAAGUCUCUACAAGGGAAGAAUUUCAAGUGGUGCCAUCUUGUUAUCCACUUUUUGUGCAGUGGGACAUAGCUGGUGGUAUAGAUCCACAGAGAUCCAUGGGCAGUGCCUAAAAGGUUAAUCAACUGGAAAGAGACUUAGAAUAACAUUUAAACAUUGGUGAUAAGGAGUUUGGGGGAGAUGUGUGUGGGUAAGUCUUUUCUGUGUAAGAGCCCUCCAGAUGGCAUCCACUGCAGAGCAUGCUGUCAGUAAUCAAGUGUUCAAGGUUAUCCUCCUGUGUAUCUCAGUCAGCUUAUUUUACUAGAUUUCUGGUGUUUGCUCAAUGGGUUCAUUUACAAACCAACCUUGAUGGUAUGGAUGGAACUCAUAUAUGGGUUUAGCAACAGGGAUUUUGCUUCACCAAGGCUCAUUUAGCUACUCUCACAGCUGGGUGUCUAAUUUACCAACAGCAGAGGACAAUAGUAAGCUACAAACUGAUAUAUUCCCCAGGGAAAGCAGCUGAUGAUCUGAUGGAUAGUUGAAUAUGUUGGAUUUUUUUUUUUUUUUAUCAGGGAGAGGGCAUUCUCACGAAUAUGGAUGUUUAGUAUGCAUACGGAUUUGUCUUCCUUGCUUACAGUAUUUCUGUCUUGGACCUAGAGGAAGCGUUACUUAUCCCUAUGAUGUCCUGUAUUACAUUACCUUCAACCAAGGACUCAUUUCACAGAGUAGGAAGUGAGACAAUGGGUUCAUGUUCACAGAGUUCACUGGUCUUACAUGUCUUUACUACCUAGAAAUAUCUGGCUUGAUAAAAUUCUAGAGUGGCCUACUGAAAGGUCAGUUAUGGCAUCAUCUGAGUGAUAGUACCCUGGAGUAUUGGAGUCCUAUCUUACAGGAUGCAGUAUAUGGCUUAAAUCAUUGGUCAGUAUGUGCUGUCUCCUUCACAGCCAGA